This is a messenger RNA of Colossoma macropomum (tambaqui), 3943 nucleotides long. RefSeq names its product sperm antigen with calponin homology and coiled-coil domains 1 (gene specc1). The record is from RefSeq and is a predicted model, not a curated record. Lineage: Eukaryota; Metazoa; Chordata; Actinopteri; Characiformes; Serrasalmidae. Gene Ontology annotation, cellular component: microtubule organizing center; filamentous actin. Gene Ontology annotation, molecular function: protein binding. Gene Ontology annotation, biological process: actin cytoskeleton organization.
GGACAGUGGGGGCCCGCAUAAUUUUGAAUAUUAAUAAAUCUUCACAUUCUUAAAGAGCUUGUAUGGAUGCUCCUAUAUGUCAUUUUUUUGUUUUAAAUUUAGUGGUGCUUUAAGGGCCAUGCUUUGGCUGAACUGUUGAAGGAAUAGUCAGGAAAAAGCAUGCUUUUAUAGAAUUUUUAACUUCCCUUUUGGCUAAACCCCGUAGCUUUUCUCUCUGAGAAGUUGCUCUGCCACCAGGCGUCUUGCUUCCGUGUCUUGCUCAUGGCGAGGGGUAGGCACGGCAUGCAGCAGUAGCUUGUGGCUUCUUUGAGUGCUGUGUUAUGAAAGUGCCUCUUUUAAGCCUAGCUUGGCAAGUUGAGGGCGUUUCACAGAGAGGAGACAUUUCCACCUGAGUAAGAAGUGCCAGCGAUUAGAACCAUGCUGAAAGGGGGCACCGCCAAGGCGGCGCUGCCCAAGACGGCAGCCCCCGAGCGGAUGCGGCUGAUUUCUUCUCUUCCACACACCUCCACCUCCAGCAGCACUUCCACAGGCAUGAAGAUUUCACGCUCCUCCAGCACCAUCGCAUCUGACCUGCGCCUCAGCCGGCUGAAGCGGGCAAGCAGCGAUGAUGCGUUGGCUAAGCCUGUUCUGGGACCAGCCGCUGCAGCAUCUCGUAUGAAGAAGACUGUCACUACUGGAGCCAUCUCAGAACUGGCUGACGGCAGGCCACGCAGCCUGACAGGUAUCCAGUCAGGCAAAAAGUCAGGGAUACCUGCUCCCCGGGAAAUCCCCCAGACCAUCUCCAGAGACCGUACCUCACUACGGGACCAGCUAAAAACCUCUAGUGCCAAGAAGUUGAUCCCUAGUGCCAGCACCUCCAGCCUGUCCACUCUAGCUAAGCACUCCCGUGGUUCUGUCAAGACAAAGACAGAAGCUGAGAGCGCAGACAAGGCCCUCUUGGAAUGCCAGGUCAAGGAGCUGCUAGCUGAGGCCAAAGCCAAAGAAUUUGAGAUCAGCAAGUUGCGGAUGGAACUGCAGCGAUGCAGAGGCAAAGGCUCACCUCAGGAAGCUGGCACACCAGAUGGGACCUCAGAUGGGGAGCAAGCUCAGCCACACCCCCCAGACUUUCAGAUAUUAGUUGGAGAGUUGAAGGAGAAGAAUGGACGCUUCCAGAGGGAGCUGGCUGCUUUACGGGAGGAGAACCAAGCCUUGAAGGAAAAGCUGAUCUCAUUGGAGACCUCUCCAGUCUCCAGUGGUAGUACCACUGCAACUUCCACAUCACUAACUUGUCCAACCACAACCUCCACUUCACUAACAAGUCCAGCCAAACCUUCUGUUAAUGGGGUUCUCCCUGAGAGUAUCAGCACCGAAAUGGGAACAAGUGGGCCACUUAAUGGCAGUCCAAUCAAAACCUCUGUAUCAUCCGGUAGUGACCUCACCAAAGGUUCUCCAUCACCUUCCCCAGACUCCUCAGAGUUUGAGAAGAUCCCAUCUCGCUCAGAUUCUGUCAGCAGUAGCACCAAGGGUGUUGCUCCAGGGACCAUGGAACGAGAUCUGUCGGUGGAGUGCUUGACAGAGCGCAUCCAAAAGAUGGAGGAGAGCCACCACAGCACGGCAGAGGAACUCCAGGCUACCUUGCAGGAAUUGGCCGAUCAACAGCAGGUUGUGCAGGAGCUAACAGUAGAGAACGAGCGACUGGCUGAGGAGAAGGGUCUUCUUCAAACCUCGCUACAGCAGCAGAGGGAACGCGUGGAACUCCUGGCCCAAAAGAAUGAGGCCCUGCUUCAGAGGCUCCGAGAGCAAGCCCAGAGUCAAGAAGCUGAGGCCACACGUGUGUCCAGGAUGGCAGAGCUGGAGCAGCGUCUGGCUGAGCAGGUAGAGAACUCACGUUUUGAGAGGGAGAAGCUUGUGGAUAUUCAGCAGCAACUGACCGGGAGCUUGAGAGCUUUGGAGAAGGAGCAUCAGGAGGCCCAGGCGACUGCGAGAAGUUUGAAAGAAGAGCUGGAGCUCCUCCAACAGCAGCUGGAAAGGGAGAAGGAGGCUGGAGUGAAGGCAGCAAGGCUGGCAGAGGAAGAGCAUCAAGCCAUGGAGGCUCUGAAGGCAGAGAACGAGCGUUUGAAGGGCCAGGUGGAGACAGAGAGGCAGAAGGUGGUGGAACUCAAGGCGGUACAAAGUGCAAGCAACAGCACAGAGCUGCAAGCCUUACUCAAAGCAGCUCACGCAGACAGAGACAAGCUGGAGAUCAGUUGCUCCGAGCUGAGGCAGGAGUUGCUGCUGGCAAACAAUGAAAUGGAGCAUCUUCAGGGCAUGCUUAACAAGGCUGAGGCAGACCAACAGCAGCAUGAGGACAGGUUGGAGAAGCAAGAGCAAGAACACAAAGCCAGUCUGCUCGCUCUGGAAGAGAAGAGCAGAGAUGGAGAGAACCAGAUCAAGGACCUAAAGGAGACCAUCUUUGAGCUGGAGGACCAGGUGGAGCAACAGAGAGCAGUUCGACUGCACACCAACCAGACCAUUCUGGACCUGGAGAAUCAAAUCAAGAGGCUGGAGGAGCAGAAGGUUGAGCAGGACAAGCAGAUGAAAGCCAUGAGCAAACAGAUGAAGGAAGAGACGGAGGAGUGGCGGCGUUUCCAGGCUGAUCUGCAGACAGCAGUGGUUGUGGCGAAUGAUAUAAAAGUGGAGGCUCAGCAGGAGGUGCGUGCACUGCGGAGGAGGCUGCAGGAGGAGCAGGAGCGCAAUACCAGACUAGCCUCAGAGCUAGAGCAGAUUCAGGGGGCCAGGUCACGGGUGGAAGAAGGAAGCCUCUCAGAUUCUGACAGCAGCCCUCACUGGUGUGGCAUCUCAGUGACCCAGAAUGCAUCCAGCACCCUGCUGACCAGCGGCAGUGGGAGUGGAAGCAGCACACCCACGGAACCCGGAGCCACCGUUAAAUCCCUCAUCAAAUCCUUUGACACAGCUGUUAAGAAUGGACCUGGCAGCACAGUGCAGAUGCAUUCAACUCCCAGAAGCCCACUAAGUGGAAUACCAGUGCGUACCGCUCCUGCUGCUGCUGUCUCGCCCAUACAGAGGCAUUCGAGUAUCAAGCCACUGCCUAAAACCUUGGAAAGAAGAAUCAACCUUGGAGAUUUCCCACACCCAGGUGAUGAGCUAAAGCCGUCGUCUCUGAUGAGGAAGAGUCCAUCACUCGAGUCAGUCAUCAAGACUCCAGCAGCACUGAGCAGCAGAACUUCUUCAUUCUCUUAUAACCGGGCUAACAGCAAACUCAAUGUGGAAAGAACAGACCCUCUGGCUGCUCUGGCGCGGGAGUAUGGGGGAUCUAAGAGGAACGCUCUACUGAAGUGGUGCCAGAAGAAAACAGAAGGCUAUCCGAAUAUCGACGUGACCAACUUUAGCAGCAGUUGGAGUGACGGCCUGGCCUUCUGCGCCCUGCUACACACCUACCUGCCUGCACACAUCCCGUACCAGGAGCUCAUCAGCCAGGACAAGGGCCGCAAUCUGACCCUGGCCUUCCAAGCCGCUGAAAGUGUUGGAAUUAAACCAUCACUGGACAUUGAUGAGCUGAUGCACACAGACAGGCCAGACUGGCAGAGCGUGAUGCAGUACGUUUCUCAGAUCUACAAGUAUUUUGAGACUUGACCUUUGUCUGGACUAAUAGAAAGUGAGAAAAGUUCACAGAAGCACUUUCUGCCCACUUUCUUUUCCCUUCCACACCAGGAUAUGGCAGACAAAUCUGAGCUUCUUCUCAACAUCAGACUGUCAAACAAACAAACACUUUUCUACAUUCACUUCUGUUUAAUGGACUGAAAAUUCACUCUGAUUUAAGCCACACUUGCUUUCUUCAUUUCAUUUCAAGUUUGAAGUUGCUUUGAAUGGUUGAGGUUGCUGUUUUUGUCACUUCUGUUUAGAACCACGGUACAGAUCACAGUGUUGGACUGCAGUUUGACUGUUACUGUUUAUAGAGAAUGGA